Molecule: messenger RNA, 423 nt
Organism: Suncus etruscus (white-toothed pygmy shrew)
Lineage: Eukaryota; Metazoa; Chordata; Mammalia; Eulipotyphla; Soricidae
Gene: SELENOH
Product: selenoprotein H
Exons: 2
Cellular component (GO): Golgi apparatus
Source: RefSeq, a predicted model, not a curated record
CCGGCUUGAGCGAGCGAGCGGGGCUUCGGGCCGCGGAUCGGAGCUCGGCGCGCGAUGGCUCCCCGCGGGAGGAAGCGGAAGACCGAGGCGGCGGAGGCGGCGCCGGCCGAGAAGCAGGAGAGAGCGGGCGCGGAGCCGCAGCGGGUGGCGGAGCCCACGGUGGUCAUCGAGCACUGCACCAGCUGACGCGUGUACGGGCGCCACGCCGCGGCCCUGAGCCAGGCGCUGCGCCAGGAGGCCCCGGGGCUGGCGCUGCAGGUGAACCCCGCCAAGCCGCGCAGGGGCAGCUUCGAGGUGACGCUGCUGCGCCCGGACGGCGGCCGCGCCGAGCUCUGGGCCGGCCUCCAGAGGGGGCCCCCGCGCAGGCUCAAGUUCCCGGAGCCCCAGGAGGUGGUGGCGGCGCUCCGGAAGCACCUGGCCUAG